Molecule: messenger RNA, 2246 nt
Organism: Sinocyclocheilus rhinocerous
Lineage: Eukaryota; Metazoa; Chordata; Actinopteri; Cypriniformes; Cyprinidae
Product: protein brambleberry-like
Exons: 13
Coding region: 92-1936 (614 amino acids)
Source: RefSeq, a predicted model, not a curated record
UGAGUGUUGGAUAGACGUGUGUUGGGAUUAAUCUCCUCUGAAACUUUUAUUUAGCAGACUCUGCAGUGCGUGUUGAGGGUGGUUGCUGAGGAUGGGGCUUUGGUUUGUGAUGCUGUGGGUGUUCAGCAUGCAGUGUGGUGAGGUGGAUGCUUUCUUUGACUGGCUGAAGACGUCUGCACCCGCUCCUGCUCCUGCUCCUCCUCCUCCAGAGGAAACUAUUGCCCCGAUUCUGCUCCACGGAGAGACUCCGGCCUUUGAAAUGAGUGUUGUUGAUGAGAAGUUUUUGGCAGAAGCAAAGCAGAUGGAACUCAGUCCACUGGAUAGCUGCCAUUUCCGGGUUGUUGCUCAGCUCAAAGCUACUUGCAGCGGCCUGUCAGAGGAGCAGCUGGCCAAACUGGGCGUGGCUUUGUUCAACUGCCAAUCAGAGGUGGAGGGUCGCAGGACUUACCCUUGCACUGAAGAAAUGUCUAUUAAAGAGUGCACAGCGGACAUGGACUCGGAUACGUGGAAUGCAUAUCACAUUGUCAGUAACCGAGCGCGCUCUGUGUGUUACGCCACGCGCCAGCAGCACUUCCGCAAGCGAGCGGAGCUAACCGUCAAUGCCCUGAUCUCCACCGCAACUAGUCAACUAGAUGCUAUGAAAGACCUAAAGGAGGGUCAGAAAGAGCUGAGGGAGAUGACCGCCGCGUCACUGGACAAGCUGCUUGAGGGUCACAGCGCCCUACAGCUCCAGCAAGGGGCCCUAAAGGAAGGGCAAGAGCAGCUGGAUACCUCCAUCAGUGAAAAUCUGCAGAGACUGGCACAGGAGAAAGUUCUCAUCAGCACCGGGCAGCAACUAGUGGCUCAGUUAAUUCAGGGCAUUACACGGAGAAUGGAGAAUGUAAGUGGGCAGCUGAAGGAUCAGAGUGCAGAAGUGCAGGAAGGACAUCAGGCGAUUCUUGAUGACCUGGCUGUGGUCCGAGGAAGUGCUCAGGACAUCUAUGAAAAAAUGGAGCUCAAUCUGAACGGCUUCCUGCAGCAGCAGAACACGACGGCUCAGUUCUACUCCGAGCUCAUGAGGAAGCUGGAGCGCAUGAAUGGGACUCUGGGGUACAUGCUGAUGUAUCUGGACAAUAUGCAGAAUCGACUGGAGGACAGGCUGCAGAUGAUCCAAGGCUAUCUUGGCUGGGCAGGCUUGAGUCUGUGUGCUCUGUGGACCUGUGUGAUGCAUGCUGGUUACUUCCUGUUGUCUGCGGUGCUGCUGUCGUUCCUGCAGUGUGCCACGUUCUCCCGCGUCUCUCUGCUCCUCGUGGUCCCAAUCAAUGCAAUUGCAGAGAUCAACCAGCAGUCUGCACUCGACUUGGUCUCGCUCACUUUGUUGUUGUUCACACUUUCGAUAGGUCGCUGGUUUGUCCUGCAGAUGCUUUGGGCAUUGUCUAAAAUGAAGGGUCAGACCUGCAGUCCCGCUCCUCUCCCUAUAGGCCCUCCUAUAGAGGAGACUCCAGAAAAACAGAGCCGAUCAACUGAGCGCUGCCAUAAGUCCUCUUCCACUCCUGUCUUGAAUGACCCAGACUGCGAUUUGGAGGUUGAGAGUUUCAUGAUGGGUGAUCCAUACAUGCUGUCCAUGUCCCCAUCUCAGUCUCAUGGUCCAAAGUUCAGUCAUCUAAUCACAGGCACACCCAACCAUUCAACCCCCAGACUCAAGAAUCGCCACAGCAUUGGAGCAGCAGUGCUGGACAAUGUGCCUCAGAAGAACCUAGGAGGUGUGCUGGAGACCAUGAAGCCCUCCCGAAGCUCAAGCCCCAACCAUUCACUUGCCAGCAACAGUUCUUUUUCAGGUCGCCCGCUGUGCAGCGGUAUCACUCGGCUGGGUCAGCCAUGCAAAAAGAGGGCUCUGGUGGGUCAGGACUACUGUAGACUACAUGAGGGUGGCCACACCUCCUACAGUCGACUCUGAAAUGGAUUCAGCAUUUCUUGUCUAAUAAUGGACUUCAUUUCUGUUUCCAGAAGUGUUUGCAGAAUGUACAUUGAAUGCUAGAGCACUUUUGUCUUAACUACUUAAUCGUGGUAGUUUGUCUUUUUGGUCACAGUGGGUUUUAUUUCAUGUUUGUUGUAGUGCCACUUAUAGAUGUAGUCUGCAUUGUUUAUAAUACAUUAUGUAAAGUAAGAUUGAGAUGCACGCUUUUAAAUUUCCAUGUACUUAUAGAUUUCACCAUACUGUCUGCAAAUGCAUUAUAUGUCUUACAAGCAUUUAUUAAAGCUUUUUU